AUGAUUAUGAUGUACACCAUGUGUCCACAUAUCGACCAAUUGGCGGACUUUUCAUUGGAUGCCAUAAUCUCGCGAAAGAGUUGUGAGAUAUGCGGCAGUUGUGGACCCAAUCUAUGGGUUUGUGUCACCGACUCAUGCAAUCUGUUCACAGCGUGUGGCGAAGGAGUGGCCGAUCACUCCACACAUCACUACACAUCACAUCCCAGCCAUCGAUUGACACUCAACUCAACCACUUUCAGGAUCUGGUGCUAUGAAUGCCAGACCGAAGUGAUGGUUGACAACAACACGACUCUGAAAGACAACAAUAAGAUGGACACAAACGGCCACAUUAUGGCCAAUCAGGUCUAUGUCGCAGAUAUUACCGAAGAUGAGACCACUGAUGAGGAGGAAGUGCUGAUAGAUUCUGAGACUAAACCUCGAGGGCUAACAGGGCUUCAGAACUUAGGGAACAGUUGUUAUAUGAACGCAGCCCUACAGUCACUCUCCAAUUGUCCACAAUUGAGCCGAUUUAUGCUCGACUGUCACUCUUAUGUCCGCAAACCUGGAAUCGCUAAAAGCUAUUGUCGUCUAAUCAAAGAUAUUUGGGAUAAUCGUCGACUGAGUUAUGUCGUGCCCACGAGUAUAGCUCAUGGCAUCAAAUCUGUGUUCCCGUUGUUUAGGGGAUACACACAACAAGACGCUCAGGAGUUCCUGCGAUGCUUUUUAGACCAAUUGCACGAAGAACUCAAACAAUCGCAUUAUAAUGACGGCCACAAUAGUGAUUCGGAGACCAAUUCUGAUGCCGAUUACGAAACUUGUGAUUCGGGUCUGAGUUCAGAGAAAAGUGCUUUCGGAGGCGACGACCUCGAGAUGAAUGGUGAUAAUGGCGAAGACAUGACAACAGGUGAUGACAUGGAGUUGAAGAGCCCAUCUCCUUCUUCUCCUUCUCCGACCAUUGGUUCAUCUGUGACCACAUCUGUGACCACAUCUGUGACCACAUCGUCCCCUCAAUCACCUCAAAGAGGAUCAAUGGCUAGCAAUCAAAGCCAAUCUCAUGUGCCGAGUGGACAGUCAGCCCAAACCCAAACGCCCCGCAAACAACCCACUGAUAGAAGGGGUAAAAGUGUGACAACAUUUCGAAGUAUUAUAUCAGAUAUAUUUGACGGAAGAAUUCUUAGUUCUGUUCAAUGCCUUAAAUGUGAUAACAUUUCGACCACAAGAGAGACAUUUCAAGAUUUGUCACUUCCGAUCCCCAGUAGAGAACAGUUACUUAUGUUAAGACAACAACAGCAACAGCUCUCACAACUUCACAACAUUAACCAAACUCUCAACACAUGUGUGUCUCAAACGAUGAGCACAUCUCUGAUUGAUUUGACGAAAGACAAUGUGACCGGUAUUUACAGUUGGGUUUGGGAUUGGAUCGAUUGGUUCAUGGGUUGGAUCUUAGGCCCAACUGUUACACUACAAGACUGUUUGAGCGCAUUCUUCUCAGCCGAUGAGUUGAGAGGAGAUAACAUGUAUUCCUGUGAGAAGUGCAAUAAAUUACGAAAUGGUGUCAAAUAUUCAAAAGUCUUAGAAUUACCAGAAAUAUUAAGUAUUCAUCUCAAGAGGUUUAGACACGAACUGAUGUAUUCAUCCAAAAUAUCAACACAUGUGGCGUUUCCUCUCGAAGGACUCGACAUGUCUUCGUAUAUGGCUUGUAGUGCCGGCGCUAACCAUCAGUCAAACGAGAACAAUACCUAUGAAUUGGUAGCCGUUAUCUGUCAUUUGGGAACCGCUGCUUCUGGUCACUACACAGCCUAUGCACUGAAUCAAAGCAAUCAAGUGUGGUAUGAAUUUGAUGACCAAUAUGUGACGUCAGUAGACCCGCAACAAGUGGCCAAUUGUGACGCUUAUGUGCUAUUUUAUCGCAAAUCAAACGAUGAGAUGAAUAAGCGUAGGGCGCGAGCACUGGAACUGAUGAGACUGUCCCGCAACGAGCCCUCACUCAUCAAUUUUUACGUGUCUAAGCAAUGGGUGAAUCGGUUCAACACAUUCUCAUCUCCGGGUCCAAUAACUAAUUGUGAUUUCCUCUGUCAACACAAUGCUGUCGAUCCCUCUAAAGCACCCAUAGUUCACGAGUUGUGCACUAUUUUCUCGCACUCGGUUUGGGAGUACUUCCAGAUGACGUUUGGUGGCGGACCCGUCUGUACACAACUCUAUGUGUGUCAGAUCUGUUGCCCCGACAAAGACAUGACUGAUCGCAGGAAACGUAUCAAACAUAACAAAUGCAAUUCCACCCAAUGA
Medioppia subpectinata is the source of this 2265-nucleotide messenger RNA. The record is from the annotation of a GenBank genome assembly. NCBI's taxonomy places the organism in Eukaryota, Metazoa, Arthropoda, Arachnida, Sarcoptiformes, Oppiidae.